Messenger RNA from Westerdykella ornata, 1995 nucleotides. RefSeq lists its product as uncharacterized. Gene Ontology annotation, cellular component: Golgi apparatus. The transcript has 6 exons. The coding region runs from base 64 to 1809 and encodes 581 amino acids. Gene Ontology annotation, biological process: endoplasmic reticulum to Golgi vesicle-mediated transport; Golgi organization. NCBI's taxonomy places the organism in Eukaryota, Fungi, Ascomycota, Dothideomycetes, Pleosporales, Sporormiaceae. The record is from RefSeq and is a predicted model, not a curated record. Gene Ontology annotation, molecular function: small GTPase binding.
UUGAAACAUCCACAUGUUCUCCACGACUGCCCGUUUACCGUUUGUUGUUCUUCGGUUUCAAGGAUGUCUGCACAGGCGGCUUCGGAUCCGGUGAGAGAAGGAGGUACGAGCUCGAAGUCGAGUAAGAAGAAGAAGAAUAAGAAGAAGGCGGGAGCCGCCGCUGAAAAGAAGGCCGAGGAAUCGGAGAUUGUGGAUGGGAAUGAUCACGAGAAGGGGGACGGGGAAGAGGAGCAAGGCGAUGAAGAGGAGGAGGUCCAAAAUAAAGCCAGUGGACCCCAGCCGUCGGAAGAACCAGACGAUGUCGAGGACGAAAAACCGCCGAUUAGUCCCGGGGUGCAAGCGAAUGGCGCAAAUCUACACUCCAUAUCUUCUGCUGUUGCGCUGGGUCUUGCUAGAUCGCGAUCACAAGGGGGAUUAAGCCCGUCGCCUCCUCCGCCGUCGGACGCCGCCGCAAGACUCGAAGCGUUAGCGAAGGAGAGGGAUUCGCUCCGUCAGGAGGUUACCGAGUUGCGGAAGAGCUUAGAGAGUAUAAGAGGGAAGCAUGAGGAGGAGUUAAGCAACUUGCAGGCAGAAUUGGAGGAGGCGAAUGAGGGGAAGGAGCACUUCGAGACGCAGUACAGGAAUCUGCUUGGGAGGGUUAAUACUAUCAAGAGCUCUCUGGGGGAUAGGCUGAAAGCUGAUGCGGCCAGGCUCGAGGAGGCUCAUACACAAAUAUCGGAACUCGAGGAGCAGAACCGGGAGCUCCAGGAGAAUAACAACAGUCUUACCGAGGAGCUAUCGAAACUGCGGCGGGAGAAUGAAGCACACGCGGCUGAGAUAUCCAACCUGAGGUCAAGAGCAACACUCUCUCAACAGAACUGGAUCAAGGAGCGAGAUGAACUCAUAUCGCGCGAGGCGUACGCAAGAGAAGAGUUUGAGAAUGCGAAACAGGCCAUGCAAGACUGGGAGGCAUUGGCGCUUAAUGAGCGCUCUUUGCACGACAACCUCAAAGAGAAAAUGGCUGAAAUGGAGGAGCAGCUGGAAAGUUUGAAGGAGGCGCAUGCUAGGGCAGUGAGCCAAAGAGAUCAGAAUAGCGAGGCAGUGGACGGGCUGCAGAAGGCGUUGCAGAGAUUACAGACGGAGCGGAAGAACGAGCGUCGCGAGUUGGUCGAGAACCAUGAACAAGAGUUGGACCAGCUUAGAAAACAAGUUAAGGCCGCAGAAGAAGCGGCGGCAUCAGCUAAAGCCACCUUGGAGACCACCCAAAAAGAGCUCGAAAGAGCCUUGCCAUUCGAAAAGGAAGUGAAGGAAAAGAACCUCUUGAUAGGGAAGCUCAGGCAUGAAGCUGUAACCCUGAACGAGCACCUCACGAAAGCACUCAGGAUACUCAAGCGGGGGCGUCCAGAAGACAAUGUCGAUCGGCAGAUCGUUACAAACUACAUCCUCCAUUUUCUUGCUAUUGAUCGCUCGGAUCCGAAGAAAUUCCAGGCUUUGCAGCUAAUUGCUUCGCUACUCAACUGGAAUGACGAGGAGAGAGAACAAGCCGGCCUUGCCCGUCCAGGCACCUCCAACAGUAACCUUCGCAUCCCUUUGUCACCUUUCAGACGCGUUCCUUCUACACCAUCACUUACCGGUACGAUGCAUGCAGACCCCUUGCUUAUGGAGAGUCCGUCCAGCCACAAGGAGUCACUUGCUGAGCUUUGGUCCGACUUUCUUCGACGGGAGGCCGGCGAAGGCGAGCGGUCUCGGAGCGGAAGCCAGGCCACCGUUGCAACAUCUCCGCCUUCCAAGGACGACACGAAGUCUGGCUUAGGUAUCAGCGAACACUGACAUGAUGUCUGAUCCUGCGGCGGACAGCUUUACUAUGUAUAUAUAAGAAUACCUUUCUAUUCGGAGUUUAUAAUCAGUUAAACGGGCGUCAUCCUUGGUUGCAUCCGGAAUCCUAGCAAGUCAACGAAGCUUGCAUCGCACCCAUACCAAUUCAAUAGCCUUAACGAUUAUUAUACAUUUGCCCAU